CGAGAUCGUCUCCACCGAUCUAGCACGCACGCACGGAGUACAGUCUUCCCUUCUAGCAAUGGCGACCUACCUCCCCCUCGCCGUCCUCGUGGCCCUCCUCGCCGCCACCGGCGCCAGCGCCCACGGCUACAGCCAGACCCCAUCGCCGACGCCUGGACCGGCUGCCAAGUGCGACAAGGUGAUGCUGAAGGUGGAGGGCGUGGUGUACUGCCAGAGCUGCACGCACCGGAACUCGUGGUGCCUGGACGGCGCGACGGCGCUGCCGGGGGCAAAGGUGACGGUCACCUGCCGCGACGCCAAGAACCGCGUCAUGGCGUCGCGGACGCCCGUCGCCGACGGCAAUGGCUACUUCCUCGCCGAGUUCGACGUCGCCGAGAAGGCCGACUACUACAAGGGAGACCCCGCCAAGGCCUGCUUCGUGCGCCUGCUCGCGUCGCCGGACCGCAAGUGCGACGACCUCACCAACGUCAACUACGGCAUCGAGGGCGCGCCGCUCCGCCACGAGGGCAAGCGGUGGUCCGGCAAGGGGUACGAGAACGUCGUGUACGCCGCCGGCCCGCUCUCCUUCAAGCCGGACACCUGCGCGCCCAGGGGCCACUACUGAUUCGUCCGUUGAUUUGAACUGCAUGUACGCGCGCGCGUGCGUGCGUGCGCAAGCUAGAUGCGCCUGCGCUGCUGCUUUGGAGUUGAGAAAUUUGUGGAGCUUGAAGGCUUCAUUCAUGUGGCUUUUCUUUUGCUUCUGUUCUAUUUAUUGAUAGAAUAUUUUUUUGUUAAUCUCUUCCUUGGACAAGUCAAGCAUAUCUUUUUUCACUUCAAACGCAUUAUA
Molecule: messenger RNA, 826 nt
Organism: Triticum aestivum (bread wheat)
Lineage: Eukaryota; Viridiplantae; Streptophyta; Magnoliopsida; Poales; Poaceae
Product: non-classical arabinogalactan protein 30-like
Exons: 1
Coding region: 59-604 (181 amino acids)
Cellular component (GO): cell periphery
Source: RefSeq, a predicted model, not a curated record